Molecule: messenger RNA, 1062 nt
Organism: Clarias gariepinus (North African catfish)
Lineage: Eukaryota; Metazoa; Chordata; Actinopteri; Siluriformes; Clariidae
Product: putative nuclease HARBI1
Exons: 2
Coding region: 28-1062 (344 amino acids)
Source: RefSeq, a predicted model, not a curated record
UAUGUGCGUAUAUAACAUAUCAUCAUAAUGGAUGCUCUAGCGCUGUUAGAAGACCUUGCUAAUGACGCUCUACGGAGGGAGCGUGUUUUCAGAGACCGUGAAGAUUUCCUUGCUCAUGAUGAUGAUUGGCUCAUGAGCCGAUUUCGAUUCCCAAGAGCCAUCCUCUUGGAAUUGUGUUCUGAAUUACGGCCAGUAUUGGAAAGACCCUCGCGGAGAAACCACGCGCUGUGUGUUCAAGUACAAGUAUUGACCACAUUAGGCCACUUGGCCACUGGUACUUUCCAGCGAGAGUUGGCAGACCGAUCGGGUAUGUCGCAGUCAUCCCUGAGCCGUGUCAUGCCAUAUGUAUGGGAUGCCAUAGUGGGGAUGGCACCCCGAUACAUCCGUUUUCCUUACACGCAAGCUGAACAGGCCAACAUCAAAAUGCAAUUUGCAGCAAUCGCCGGUUUUCCCAAUGUAAUCGGUGCUAUUGACUGCACUCAUGUUGCAAUAAAGGCACCAUCUGAGAAUGAAUUUGCUUUCGUUAACCGAAAACAUUUUCAUUCUUUGAACGUGCAGAUCAUAUGUGAUGCGCAUAUGUCUCUGACAAAUGUAGUUGCGAGAUGGCCUGGGUCAACUCAUGAUUCCUACAUUUUGUCCAACAGCAGUGUAGGGAACAGACUGCAAACAGGAGCUGUGCGUGAUGGAUGGCUUCUUGGAGACAGUGGUUAUCCCCUUAAAACGUGGCUGCUAACUCCACUAACUAGACCCCAAACCGAACAAGAACGGCGUUAUAACGAGAAGCAUUGCCGGACGCGUUCAGUGGUCGAACGCACUAUUGGUCUGCUAAAAGGACGCUGGAGGUGCUUGGAUACGUCUGGUGGCACAGUAUUGUACACCCCUACAAAGGUUUGCCGCAUUGUUGUGGCUUGCGCAGUGUUGCACAACAUUGCUCAAAAGAAAGGUAUACCUGUUCCAUCGAAUGCCCAUCCUGAAGAUAAUGAACCCGACCCUGGCCCUCCUAAUGCAGUGCAUAAUGCUAUGGCAAUACAGCGGCGUAUUAAUGUAAUAAAUGCAAUGUAA